AUGGUACUCUCGCUCGAUGACGUAUCUGCGUUGCUUGUUCUCGCCAAAACCCGAAAGCAACGACGACUUGUGGCCACAUUAUUGGCAUGCACGUACAUCGAACGCCCAUUGAUCCCAGCUGUCCGUUUCCACCUCACGGCCUGCACUGAUGCCAACUCGAUCAUGGACUUUCGGUUCGACGUCGAUGGCGUGCAAAAGCUUGGCUUGCUCCUUGGUCUCCCAUCGGUUGUCAUUACAAACUCCCGCAAUCGUGUGUGCCGUGAUGAGGCCAUGUGCAUCAUGCUCUCACGCCUCGCAUUUCCAACCCGCUUCUACCAAAUGGCCAAGACGUUUGGGCGGUCAGACGCAGUGCUUUGCGACAUAUUUCUGUUUGUGGUCAACGACAUCUACGACCGGUGGCACGACCUGCUCUACUUCAACCUGCGACUCGUACGCAAGCAACUGGAUCAAUACUGUGCGGCCAUUAAAAAAAGGGGGGCUCCGCUCGAUUCCGUGUUUGGCUUCAUCGAUGGGACGAAGGUUGCCGUGAGUCGAAUUUCGUCAAGUGGAAGCGGCGACAACUUGCAGCGGCAAGUUUACAGUGGACACAAGCGGCUGCAUUGUUUGAACUACCAGGCUGUUACUGCGCCGGACGGCGUUUGCAUCCACUUCUUUGGUCCGGUGGAAGGGCGAAAACAUGACACGACAAUGCUGCGCCACAGUGAAGAGUACUUAGACACGCUAGAAGUUGCGUUAGUGUAA
Molecule: messenger RNA, 741 nt
Organism: Aphanomyces astaci
Lineage: Eukaryota; Oomycota; Saprolegniomycetes; Saprolegniales; Verrucalvaceae
Exons: 2
Coding region: 1-741 (246 amino acids)
Source: RefSeq, a predicted model, not a curated record